Metschnikowia bicuspidata var. bicuspidata NRRL YB-4993 is the source of this 4039-nucleotide messenger RNA. RefSeq names its product SKI complex RNA helicase subunit (gene SKI2). The record is from RefSeq and is a predicted model, not a curated record. Gene Ontology annotation, molecular function: RNA binding; RNA helicase activity; ATP binding. The transcript has a single exon. Gene Ontology annotation, biological process: nuclear-transcribed mRNA catabolic process, 3'-5' exonucleolytic nonsense-mediated decay. Gene Ontology annotation, cellular component: Ski complex. Bases 85 to 3792 code for a protein of 1235 amino acids. Lineage: Eukaryota; Fungi; Ascomycota; Pichiomycetes; Serinales; Metschnikowiaceae.
GUACAACUCACCGCAAAAACGGAAGCCCAUAACUGUGUUUCAAUAAGGGCGCUUUUGAAUCGACGAAAUAUAAGACAAGGUAAAAUGUCUGCUGCUGAAUUUCUCGACCCUGAGGAGUGCCUUAAAUGGAUCAACACGGGUCAGCACUCUCACAGCAUCACCGAGGAGCUUUCUGAGGAGUUGCUUGAGCCUUCACCACGGCUCACGUGGGAUUUGCUUGAACUCGUCCAAUCAGUACCUGACGUUAAUAAGCAGAAAUUAUUUGAGGAUCUUUUGAUCCAACCGGAGGCGAUCCACCGUACAUCCUUCAGGUUCAAAAGAGGUGGUAUAGAAGGAUCCGUCACGGGCUUCCAAGAAGAGUUGCGUCUUUCUGAGGUCGACAACGCCAACGCUACAAAUUCUCUAUCCAUUAAUCGUCGCUUGGGUGCCAAACUGGAUGCUGUGCAGGGUAAAUCAAACUAUCUUCCCUUCCAACCUGGAGGCAUUCUAAACAAGACGCAAACGAACCAGUCAUUGAAAAAACUGAACGUGAACCCGGAGUUUCAAUUUUUGCACAAAAAUGAUCAGGGGUUAUUUGACAUACCACAGGGAAUGCUGCGGGGAUUGGAUUUGGGCGAGUCGUCGGGUUCUCAGGACGGAAUCGUUGCAUUGGGGCAGGAGACCACGAACGACGAAGACUUCGAAAGCCAGCCGUCAAGCAAAAUUGCAAAUGACUCGAAUGCUUCUAACAUUGGUGAAAGUCAAAAAGAGCGUAAGAUCCACGAGCUAGGUGAUAUUGGUGAGAUUGACGACUAUCAACCGCUCGACUACAAAAUGCUUCAACACAAGAUGGAUGCAGAAGCAGACAUCAAGCACAAUUGGGCACAUGUGGUGGACUUGAACCACAAAAUUGAAAACUUUGACGAUAUCGUACCGAAUAUGGCUAGGAAGUGGCCGUUUGAAUUGGAUACAUUUCAAAAGGAAGCCGUCUAUCAUUUGGAGCAAGGCGACUCGGUUUUCGUGGCUGCUCAUACUUCGGCAGGUAAAACUGUUGUAGCCGAGUAUGCUAUCGCCAUGGCUGCAAGAAACAUGACUAAAACUAUCUACACUUCUCCUAUCAAAGCUCUUUCUAACCAGAAAUUCAGGGAUUUCAAAGAGACUUUCAAAGAUAUGGAUAUCGGAUUAAUCACUGGUGAUGUUCAAAUCAACCCAGAUGCGAACUGUUUGAUCAUGACAACAGAAAUCUUGCGGUCCAUGCUCUACCGAGGUGCAGAUCUCAUCAGAGAUGUCGAAUUCGUCAUCUUUGACGAGGUGCAUUACGUGAACGAUAUUGAAAGAGGCGUGGUAUGGGAAGAAGUCAUUAUUAUGCUUCCAGAUCAUGUAAAAUACAUUCUUCUUUCUGCCACAGUUCCAAAUACGUUCGAGUUUGCAAACUGGGUUGGGAGAACAAAGCAAAAAGACAUAUAUGUCAUCUCAACACCCAAGAGGCCAGUUCCUUUAGAAAUCUUUAUUUGGGCGAAGAACGAUCUUUUCAAAGCCAUCAAUGCAAAUGGUGUCUUCAGCGAGUCAGAGUUUAAAAAGCACAGAGAUCUUCUCAUGCCCGACACGAAAGAGGCUCCUCCAAAUGUGACCAUGGGCGCAGGCUCCAGAAAGGGCCCGGGAGGCACGGCAAGAGGUGGUAAUCGUGGUGGAGGAAGAGGAAGAGGAAUUUCAGGACGUGGUGGUCGUGGUGGCAUGCAAGCAAAGUCCCAAUUCGCAAGGGAUGGUCCAAACAAAAGUACAUGGAUAGGCCUUGUGCAAUAUCUCAAUGAGAAAAAAUUGCUCCCCGUUGUCAUCUUCGUUUUCUCGAAAAAAAGAUGUGAAGAUUAUGUUGAUACAUUGAGCGGAGUGAAUUUCUGUACCGCCAGAGAACGCUCUGAAAUUCAUAUGUUCAUUGACCGUGCGGUGGCACGCUUGAAGAAAGAGGAUCGUGAAUUGCCUCAAAUCUUGAAAAUUAGAGACCUUCUUAGUCGAGGUAUUGCUGUUCAUCAUGGAGGCUUGUUGCCUAUUGUCAAAGAGUGUAUUGAAAUUCUUUUCUCAAAGUCUUUGAUCAAAGUUUUGUUUGCUACAGAAACAUUUGCUAUGGGUUUAAACUUGCCUACAAGAACUGUUGUCUUCUGUGAGUUGAGGAAACAUGAUGGAAGAGGAUUCAGAAACUUAUUCCCGGGCGAAUUUACCCAAAUGGCAGGUCGUGCCGGUAGAAGAGGCCUAGAUACAACUGGAACGGUGAUCGUCAUGUCAUACAAACACCCACUCCAACCUGCAGAUUUCAAAGAUGUGACUAUGGGUAAACCAACAAAGCUUCUGUCGCAAUUCAGAUUGACUUACAACAUGAUUUUGAAUUUGCUCAGAAUUGAAGCUUUGCGUGUCGAAGAAAUGAUCAAGCAUUCCUUUAGUGAAAACUCCACUCAAACACUUUUACCAGAACAUAAAAUUAAGGUUGAAGAAUUGAGUGAGACAUUGAGAAGUCUUACGGUGGAAGAAACUGCAGAGUCGAAAGAAUUCCAGGAAGCAUUCGGCCUCAUGGCUGAAUACAAGGAAUUAUAUACGAAGAUUGUUCUUGAGUGUCAAGAACUGUCCUCUUCAAGAUAUCAGGUGCUAAGAUUUGGAAAGCUCAUGUUGUUUGAAGACGAAGAUGAGGUACUUCGGUUUGGUAUUCUCCUCAAGAUUGACUUUGCCAACCAGUUGUAUAUCUUUUUGACCUUCAAUCAUGGCAAAGAGUACGAAGACGCGAGUCGCGCCAGUCGUUUGCCAUACAUCCCCAACAAAGACUACCUUAGGAAGAAUUUAAGACAGAUCAAAUACGAUGGAGACUUGAGGGUAACCAGUGUUCCUUACGGAAAUGUCCAAUUCGCCAGUGUCUACACACUGAAGGUCAACACGAAAGCCAUAUUGAACAACGAUCCAGAUGCAGUGAAAGAGGCUGUGCUACUGUUCAGAAUGAUGAUCCACUAUCAGUCAAAAUUGAAGGAGGUCUCCUUUAGCAGAACAGUGCAGUUGUCGUUACAUCAACUUGUCGCACGGAAAGAUGAGUUACUAAAGAAAUUUAGUGAAAUGACAAUCUAUAAUCGACCUGAGUUUGCAGGAGUCUACUCAAGACUUCUCCAACGGAACACAAUCGAAAAGAAGAUCGAAAACUUGAACCUCUUAAUUUCGGAUGAGAACUUAGAGUUACUUCCAGAUUAUGAACAGAGAUUAAGGGUUCUCGAGCAAUUAGACUUCAUCGAUAAAAACCAAAAUGUUGUGCUCAAGGGCCGUGUCGCUUGUGAAAUUAACUCUGGUUGGGAGCUUGUACUUACUGAGCUCAUUUUGGACAACUUCCUUGGGGAUUUCGAGCCCGAGGAGAUUGUCGCCUUGUUGUCUUGUUUCGUUUACGAGGGCCGUUCGAAGGAUGAAGAAGAUCCACCGUUAACUCCAAGAUUGGAAAAAGGUAAGACCAGGAUUUUGCAAAUUACCGAGCGACUUCUCAAAAUUUACAAUGAGCACCAAGUCUCGCUUACCUCGGAGGAAGAAGAAUUUUUGACUCGUAAGAGAUUUGCAUUGAUGAAUGUUGUCUAUGAAUGGGCUAGAGGGUUAACCUUUAGUGAAAUUAUGCAGAUAAGCGUGGAACUGGAGGGAACGAUUGUCAGAGUCAUCACGCGGUUGGAUGAAAUCUGUCGUCAAGUGAAAAAUGCAGCUUUAAUUGUGGGAGACUCGAUGCUUCACUCCAAGAUGUCAGAAGCACAGGAGCGCAUUAAGAGAGACAUCGUUUUUUGUGCUUCCUUGUAUAUUUAGUUGACUUCUUUGUCAUUCAAAGCAAUACGCAAUAGUCCGUGUAUGGGAUGUAGCAUUUUAGGGUUCCAAAAAUCUCUCACAACGGCUUCGGAGCCGAACUUCCGGACCAAUAUUCCGAGCAUGGAGUAGAAACUGGCCACACACGUUCGAGAUUUUAUUCUUUGCCUGAAGCCCGUGGCUCUAUUCUUGAUGAGUCCAGCCGAGUGAACCCCGCGGUAUGGAAUGACACACUCGCUCAAAUCGCUGG